Molecule: messenger RNA, 969 nt
Organism: Aureobasidium namibiae CBS 147.97
Lineage: Eukaryota; Fungi; Ascomycota; Dothideomycetes; Dothideales; Saccotheciaceae
Product: DUF572-domain-containing protein
Exons: 1
Biological process (GO): mRNA splicing, via spliceosome
Cellular component (GO): post-mRNA release spliceosomal complex; U2-type spliceosomal complex
Source: RefSeq, a predicted model, not a curated record
AUGCAGGGGUUCAACAUGGGACGCUACGUCCCUCCCGAGCUCGAGGGUACCAUGUCAGCCAAUAAAGUCGCCGGCAAACACGCCCUGGGCAAAAGAGCCAACAAGAUCAAAGAAGGCAUCCUGACCGUACGCUUCGAGAUGCCCUAUGCAGUCUGGUGCAACCACUGUCCCAAACCCACAAUCAUAGGCCAAGGUGUGCGAUUCAACGCCGAGAAGAAGAAGGUUGGCAACUACUUGAGCACACCCAUCUGGUCCUUUCGCAUGAAACACCCCGCUUGUGGAGGCUGGAUUGAAAUACACACGGAUCCCAAGAACACAGCGUAUGUGGUUACAGAAGGCGGGAAAGCGAGAGAUUUUGGGGAGGACCGUGUAAGAGAAGGAGAGGAGGGUGUGCCGAUUCUCUCCGCCGAGGAGAGGGAACGCAGGAGACAGGACGCCUUUGCUGUUCUUGAGGACAAGAAGCAGGACAAGGUUCAAGAAAAAGAGCAAGGCAAGCGCAUUAUCGAGUUGCAAGAAGUGCGCGAUCAACACUGGGAUGAUCCGUACGAAGCAAACAAGCGUCUGAGGAGAACCUUCAGAGCUGAGCGUAAAGUCAGAGAGAAGGAUUAUGACUACGCGGAGAAGCUCAGGGACAAGAUGGGCCUGGACGUCGAACUAAUGCCAGAGAAUGACGAAGACAGAAGACAUGCUAUUCUGAUCGAAUUCGGUGGCCUUGCCGACGAGGAUAUUGACGAAAGCACAUUGCGGGUCACUUCGCGGCCUCUGUUCCAAGAAGACACAAAGGCUGAGAGGACUCCCACCCAAACCAAACUCUCAUCCAAAGCCAAAGUGGCUGCAGAGCUCGAGCGGAGGAAAAAAGCAUUGCAGCAAGAAGUUCGUGACAACUCGCGUGCAGCAGCAGAUCCGUUUCUGGCUUUCGGCAGUACAGAUAGUCGUACGUUCCGAGCGAUUGCUGGCAUCAAGAGAAAG